Molecule: messenger RNA, 2901 nt
Organism: Patiria miniata (bat star)
Lineage: Eukaryota; Metazoa; Echinodermata; Asteroidea; Valvatida; Asterinidae
Product: adhesion G-protein coupled receptor G2-like
Exons: 12
Coding region: 1-1947 (648 amino acids)
Biological process (GO): G protein-coupled receptor signaling pathway; cell surface receptor signaling pathway
Cellular component (GO): membrane
Molecular function (GO): G protein-coupled receptor activity
Source: RefSeq, a predicted model, not a curated record
AUGAAGCUAGAAGCUGGAGAACCUCUUGCUGUCAGGAUCUGUUCAAUAGAAGAACCUACUUUGUAUUUCCAAUGGGAGGAACCCGAACCUCGCAGUUGCGGUGAAACAAUGAAUGACGUCACCCUUGAACGUGUCGCAAAGGUCAACGUGACUACAGGGAAUGCAGUUGAAGUUGCCGAGUUUCUGGCCACUCAGACAUCGGAACCUGGGUCAGAUGAUGUUGAGGCGGUUUCUGAUAUUUUGAUGAACAUUGUCGAGGCAGGAUCGGGCGACACCGAGGUGACAGAGUUGGUACUUGAGACCGUCAACAAUGUCAUCAUGGCAAGUGCAGAGCCCGAUUCUGUCAACUCGGCCAGCUCAUCAGCGAUCGUCCGAUCCGUGGAGACUCAAGUCUCCUUGACCCUUAGACAAGAGGGUAAUGUCAGCAUCCGUCAGGAGACCAUCCACGUGAAAGCGGUCAGUCUGGAUCGAGCGCAGUAUAGUAAUGGCUUCAGCUUCGUGUCGGUACGGCAGCCUGGACAAGGGCCACCACCAGAGGGCUCACUGGAUGGAACUCAAGUCGAGACUUAUGGGGAUGAAAUCCCCUCGGAUAUCGACGUGGUCGCAUCUGUCCAACUACCUGGGAGCAUUGUGGGUAGUGGUUCAAGCCCUUUGCAAGUGAGUUUCUUAAUCUACGCAAAUGACACGCUGUUCCAGUCAGCUUCCAACAGAAGACACACAGAUGAAGAUAACACGACACGUAAGGUUGCCGGCUCUGUCGUCUCGCUGACUGUGGAAAAUGUGAACCUCGUCAACCUCACGGAUCCCGUGGUGGUACAAUUUAAGAAGCCCAGUAAUACAACUAUCAAAGAACUAAACACCACCAAGUGUGUCUCCUGGGACUUUAAACUCGAGGACGGCGUCGGGGAUUGGUCGGAUGUUGGGUGCACGCGCGCAGACGUAGACAUGACCGAUGACGUGGUGUCUUGCUAUUGCUACCACGCCACAAACUUUGCAAUCCUUGUGGAUGUCAAGGGGCAAAAGACUGAGGACACUCCUUAUAAGAAAGCUCUUGAUAUCCUCAGCCAGGUCGGAUGUGCCUUGUCCAUCAUUGCCCUGGUUAUCACGCUGAUAAUAUAUAUCACUAUCAGAAAACUACGUACCGGCAAAUCUCGGCAGAUCUUCAUCCAUUUCUGCUUCUCCUUGCUGAUGUUGUACAUUGUGUUCCUCGCCGGCGUUGACAGUGCAAGGGGUUCAGGCGGCGGUUGUGUGUUUGUGGCCGCUUUACUCCACUACCUGACUCUAUCCACUAUGUUGUGGAUGGCCGUUGAAGCCAGGAACAUGUACGUCAGUACGGUGAAGGUGUUCCCAGAAGACACGCCACGAUACAUGGUGAAAGCCUGUCUCAUUGCGUGGGGUUCUCCAUUGAUAGUUCUGACUGUAACCUUAGCAGCAGCGGUAAGCCACUACGACAACGAGGACUAUUGUUUCAUGAAACCAGAUCUUGUGCUGUUCAUCGGCCUCCUUGCUCCCAUUGGUCUCAUCCUCAUCCACAACAUCAUCACCUUCAUCUUGGUCAUGCGCAGUCUCCUGAAGGUCCGAGAGGCAUCCCGCUCCCAGCAGAUCUCCAAACGCCUCCAGAACGCCGUGGGAAUCUCCGCCCUCAUGGGCUUGACCUGGACUUUCGGGUUCCUGGCCAUUGCUCAUGAUGGUGCAAGGGAUGCCUUUCAGCUCCUCUUCUGCAUUUUCAACUCCUUGCAGGGAGUGAUUGUCUUCAUCAUGUUCUGUGUUCGCCGCGAGGAGGUUCGCGUUGCCUUGGCACCUUACGUAAGACGCAUCCGUUGCUGCCACCCGCCGGCCCGAGCGAGCCAAAAACAGUCCUAUGAUCUGCCUGAGAUAUCCCAGAGUGCUACCUCCCCAUCAAGUGUGCACACCGCAGAGUUGGAUAUUUCCGUGUCGGGGUUGUAAGGCAGACACAGUCCACAAUACAAUAAUGAUUCAGUGGACAGUUAUCAUAAGUCCUUAUCAGAUUUGACCUGGAAUCCGGUUCAGAUUUGACCUCACACUCUUUUGCAUGACAUGAGGUGAUUUUGCCUCUUAAAAACCACGGUCGUGUACUUCAUACUCGUAGUUUAAAUUUCACACAGCCCACUGCAAAAUUAUCCGGUAUAUCCCGUCAGGCAAUUUGCGAAACCACAGGUGGCCAGUCGAUCCUCUCUGGACACAAACACUCUACACAGAGUCGUGAACUAUAUACACCCGAGGACAAUGCUUUGUGUUUCCCUUUGUCCCUGUAAUAUAACUCUCUUCCAUAAACUAAGCACACAACGUACGAUCGAGGACCGUUUUCAAUAAAAUCCCAAACGCCCGAGGACUGGAUCCUUUGUUCUCACCUUUGUGUAUGUCCUCUUUUGUAAAGUCGUACAUGUAAAUACACAAGCAGGUUCGAAACACCUUCAUUCGUGGACCCCCUAUUGUCCCGCCUUAGUUUACACUUAAUACUUUUAACUUUUUAGGAAGACCUCCCUUAUGUAUCGCGGACCUUCGGGAAUUGUGGACCAUAUUGUCCUCUUUUGUUCAACGUCUCCUGUUAAAUGCAAAAGCAAACCCACAUACACCCAGUCCCAUAAUUCAGGAUUUCCGUUGUUUGUGUUACAAUUUCAACAAUAAAAAUAUGCUGCUUUUAUCACUGGCUACAUGAACAAAUAUUACAAUGAAUGUUAUAUUUAUUGAAGAUCUGUGUUUGUGAAGGCCACUCAAGAAGUAUUUGGGCAAAAUAUAAUAUGUCAUUAGUCAUUAAGUCAAGUGAUAAUAAAUAUUUCAUGCUUGUGGUGGCAAGUAAUAAACUCCCGCAAGGCAAGGGGAUUAAAUCUUGAGACAAAAAAAAAGCUGAAAUCCUGGUACAGGCUAGGGCAAAAAAAA